AUGGCGAUAUCUCACGUCCAGCCUCUGCUUCUUCUACUCGCAUCACUGUUCUUCUUGCCUGCAUUGUGCGCCCUCGAUUUCAAAGACUGCGGUAAAGGAAGUUCUCCUGUUGAUGUUACUAGUGUGGUGGAUAUAGGGGAUACAGGCAGCGCAAGCUUUACUAUAUCCGGUUCUACAAGCUUCACAGCUCAUGUAGAGGUUUUUGACUCUGAUCAGGAUAUGUUAAUGUGCCUCGAUUUCACUUCCGAGCUUGCAAGUUCCGCCAACGUCCUCUCUGCAUAG
This is a messenger RNA of Arabis nemorensis, 282 nucleotides long. The record is from the annotation of a GenBank genome assembly. NCBI's taxonomy places the organism in Eukaryota, Viridiplantae, Streptophyta, Magnoliopsida, Brassicales, Brassicaceae.